UCAUCAGUUACAUCUCUCUCCCUUUGUGUGACAUCCCUCAGCGAGAGAAACCGAGGAAAGCUGGCAUGCGAGGAAUACCGUCUCCACGAAGAGGUCUCCGUCGACUCAUCAUCUUCACCGGAGUCAUCUUUCUCGGCCCUUCCAUUGCCGCCAAAUUGUACUCGUCGUGGAACGAAGUGUCCAUCAGCAACGCGAAGCGGCAACUCGAGCUUGAGCGUCUGGACCUGGAGCGGAAGCGUCUGCAGGAACGCGACAGCACGUGAAUAGCGCGACGGAGAAGUGAAGUCAAGUGAAACGAAGGACUGCAGAGUUCCGAUUCUUUCACUUUUGACCUGGUUGCCUGAGGUCCUGACGCGGGAGAAAGUGGCGUGAACCUUAAAUCUGGAGGUAUCGGAUCUAUCGAUACCUACCUGACCUAGGGUACUGGAUCUGUUAUCCUCUCCUCCACUUCAAGUUCCUCACAUCCAUACGCCCUCUCGCUCGAGUACACGACCGCUACCUCCCAUUCUGUCGCAUUUCGGCCAUACUUCCACCGCGUCUGAUACACACUCACGGCACUCGACCCCGACCGCCAAGAUGCUCAAGAUAUGGAGCAUGAAGCAGCAGCAGCAAAAGAGCGAGGCUGCUGCGGGCGGCGCGAAGAAGAAGAAGGUCACGGCGGCGCAGUUGCGAGUCCAGAAAGAUCUCUCGGAACUCUCCCUCGGCUCCACCAUGAAAACGCACUUCCCCAACGCCGACGACAUCCUCAACUUCACCCUCACUCUCACACCCGACGAAGGACUCUACAAAGGCGGAGUCUUCAACUUCUCCUUCGUCAUCAGCCAAAACUUCCCUCACGAACCACCCAAAGUCAAAUGCAAAGAGAAGAUCUACCACCCCAACAUCGACCUCGAAGGCAAUGUCUGUUUGAACAUUCUCCGAGAAGAUUGGAAACCUGUGCUCAAUUUGAAUGCGGUGAUUGUGGGGUUGCAGUUCUUGUUCCUCGAGCCGAAUGCUAGCGAUCCGUUGAACAAAGAGGCCGCGAAUGAUUUGAUGAGCGAUAGGGAUCGGUUUAAGAGGAAUGUGAGGAGUGCUAUGGCGGGUGGUAAUGUCAAGGGGGAAGCAUUUGAUCGGGUUAUGAAGUAAGAGAGAGAGAGAGAGAGAGGGACCGAUCAUGAUUAUGGGCGUCGGAGCUGGAGCGAGUACAGUGCAUUUUAGGCGCGGGGGGUGACUUUCUUUUCCUCUUGGGGGAGUGGGACGACAACACAAUCGGAGAAGCGAGAUAUAGGCAUAGAGCGCCCUCGUUUAGACAGUCAUGCUCUCGGGACCAUUCAGCUGAUCAAUUACUAAGGACCUUAGACUGGC
Molecule: messenger RNA, 1344 nt
Organism: Sphaerulina musiva SO2202
Lineage: Eukaryota; Fungi; Ascomycota; Dothideomycetes; Mycosphaerellales; Mycosphaerellaceae
Product: UQ_con-domain-containing protein
Exons: 2
Coding region: 577-1125 (182 amino acids)
Source: RefSeq, a predicted model, not a curated record